AAUAAAUAAAAAUGUCAGGACUACGUCUCGCACAGGUAAGUUGCAGUGACCAAGCACCACUUGGCUUAAAACCCUUUCUUCCCAACUGGUGAAUGGUGAUUGUCUCUUUUUCACUGUUCAGCUUUGAGCCCUAUCAGAAAAUGUGUAUGAAGCAAAAUCGGUGAUUUAGUGAGUGCGCUAGGCACAAGUGUGUCUCUUUCUCUUUUCUCUUUUAUAUAAAAUAAAUAAUGCCAUUUUCUAGUCGUCUCCAUGUUUUUGCAAGGCCUUUACUCUCCUCCUCUAUCCUUUACCCUUCGCGUCAGAAUGGAAUUACACAAAUAAUGACCAGGAUUGGCAUGAACACCUGCUCGAUUUCUUCUACAGUUUCAGCUGAGGCUUCAGACUUAGAAUGUGAUGAUAUCCAUGAUGAUCUUAAAGCAGCAGAGAAAAAUAAUGCACUUUGCUUGGCUGUCUCCCAGCUUGCUAGUGAGUUUAGCAAGGAAUCGAUGUUAUCUUUGAAGAAGUUUUUUGGUGUACGCUAUGCCAAUGUGGUAUCUACAGGCUCUUUGAAGCUUGACUUAGCUCUUGGGGUCGGAGGAUUACCAAAGGGUAGGAUUGUUGAAAUUUAUGGACGAGAAGCAGCUGGUAAGACAACACUUGCCCUUCAAAUUAUUAAAGAAGCUCAAAAGCUUGGAGGAUAUUGUGCAUAUCUUGAUGUAGAAAAUGCGUUAGACCUUUCACUUGUGGAAUCAAUGGGUGUAAAUACCAAAAAUCUUCUCAUCUCAAAUCCUGAUUGUGCUGAAAAUUUGUUGAGCAUGGUUGAUACAUUAACAAAAAGUGGAGCUGUAGAUGUAAUUGUGGUUGAUAGCGUUGCUGCUCUUGUCCCCAAAUGCGAACUUGAUCAAUUAGGAGUUGCUAUGAAUCAAGAUUUACAUUCGCGAAUUAUGACACAAGCACUACGGAAAAUUCAUUAUUCAUUAUCCCGCUCCCAAACUCUCAUCGUUUUUGUUAAUCAGAUUAGAUUUAGUCCAAAAGCAGUUGGGGGACGUGGACCUAUGGAAGAGGUCACUUGUGGUGGAAAUGCUUUGAGAUUCUAUGCAGCUGUUCGUUUGCGACUUUCAAGAAUGAGAUUGAUCAAAACUGAAGCUAAGGUUGAGGGUGUUAUGGUCUGCGUGCAAGUGGUAAAAAAUAAACUAGCACCAGCAGCAAUGAAAAAAGCUGAACUCGGUAUCAAGUUUGGAAGAGGAUUUUGCCAAGAAUCAGAGGUCUUUGAUUUGGCUUGUGACCAUGGACUCAUUAUGAAAGAUGAGGGAAAUUACUUUAUUGAAGGGGAGACUUUUAGUAGUAGAGAAGCAGCUGAACUAUUUUUGGCUAAAAAUGAAAGGAUUUGUGACAAGUUAAUUAUGCACAUGAAAAGACUUUACCUUUAAAAAUUGGACAAACCUCCAAAUCUUCUGUUAAACUCAACCGCCAUGGAUGAUCUAGGCCAAACUGCAGAGGUUAUGUAAUUAAAAAACUUUGCAAUCAUAUUCUAAAGGCAUCAGUAUUGUCUUUAAUUGACAUCAACCAUUCUGUAGAUGAGCAAACUGCAUUUAAGUUAUAGGAAUUAUCAGCUGCUAUAAUGUGUGGAUCUAGGUGUGGAGUACUGCAAAGUCACAGCCCCAAAAGUGAAAUUUGGCUGCUCUUUGUAAACCAUUUGAUUGGAUCUAUUAGGAAAUAUUUAUUGUAUUCAUUUGCCAGAGAAAUGUUCCAAUUAAGUUAUAGGAAUUGUCAGCUGCUAUAAUGUGUGGAUCUAGGUGUGGAGUACUGCAAAGUCACAUCCCCAAAAGUGAAAUUUGGUUGCUCUUUGUAAACCAUUUGAUUGGAUCUAUUAGGAAAUAUUUAUUGUGUUCAUUUGCCAGAUAAAUGUUCCAAUUACAGGACUGCAAUGUAGAUGAUGAGAUUCUUAGGUUUUACAGGACUGUGUAAAUGAGGUAGAUUCUUAAGUUUUGCGGUUUCAUUGGAUGAAUCUGUGUAUCCCUUUUCUGGUUCCUAUACAUGUGAACUGUUUUCAUAUGACAAAA
Cicer arietinum (chickpea) is the source of this 2042-nucleotide messenger RNA. Its product is annotated as DNA repair protein recA homolog 2, mitochondrial. Gene Ontology annotation, molecular function: ATP hydrolysis activity; ATP binding; ATP-dependent DNA damage sensor activity. NCBI's taxonomy places the organism in Eukaryota, Viridiplantae, Streptophyta, Magnoliopsida, Fabales, Fabaceae. The record is from RefSeq and is a predicted model, not a curated record. Gene Ontology annotation, biological process: DNA repair.